Molecule: messenger RNA, 560 nt
Organism: Cebus imitator (Panamanian white-faced capuchin)
Lineage: Eukaryota; Metazoa; Chordata; Mammalia; Primates; Cebidae
Gene: FXYD3
Product: FXYD domain containing ion transport regulator 3
Exons: 8
Coding region: 95-361 (88 amino acids)
Biological process (GO): regulation of sodium ion transmembrane transporter activity
Cellular component (GO): membrane
Molecular function (GO): sodium channel regulator activity
Source: RefSeq, a predicted model, not a curated record
GCUUCGGAUAAAGGCAGGACUCCGCCUGGCAGCCCCGACUUCUGGAACCUCUGAUCAGCCUGGUGAACCACAUAGGUGAGCACAGCACUCUGACAUGCAGAAGGUGACCCUGGGCCUGCUCGUGUUCCUGGCAGGCUUGCCUGUCCUGGAUGCCAAUGACCCGGAAGAUAAAAACAGUCCUUUCUACUAUGACUGGCACAGGCUUCGGGUUGGCGGGCUCAUCUGUGCCGGGGUUCUGUGUGCCUUGGGCAUCAUCAUCCUCAUGAGUGGGAAAUGCAAAUGCAAGUUCCGCCAGAAGCCGGGUCACCGUCCAGGGGAGGCUCCACCUCUCAUCACCCCAGGCUCAGCCCAUAACUGCUGAGGACAGACCAACUGAAACUGGGUGGAGGACCCUUCUCUGUCCCCGGGUCCUGUCUCUGCACAGAAACUUGAACUCCAGAAUGGAAUUCUUCCUCCUCGGCUGGGACUUCUUGCACAGAAAGGCCUCAUCAUCUCAUCUCUCGUGGGAGGGUCUCUUUGUUCAAUUUUUAAUCUAAAAUGAUUGUGCCUCUGCCCAAGCA